AUGCAUCAACAUUUUGCUCUACCACAGCGCGAAAUUAUGCAUUUUGCUGGCAAUCCCUUGAAAUACUGGCUCUUUCUAAGAAACUUUGAAAGUGGUAUAGCUAGCAAGUUGGGGGACGACGAAGGCCGACUUUCCUACCUGAUCCACUACUGUAGAGAUGAGACCAGAGACGCCAUUGAAAACUGUGCAAUCCUAGACCCUAGCGAGGGGUAUUCGCAGGUUCUUAAGAUCCUCAAACGCCGAUUCGGGCAACCUCACUUAAUCGCUGGGGCUCACGUAGAUAAUUUGAUCGAUGGUCCAAUCUAUGGAUCCAACUGUCUUGAUAAACUUGCCAGCGAUAUGCGAAACUGUAAAAAUACGUUGCAGCGGUUGGAUUACGUAGCCGACUUAAACUCGUCUAGGACGUUGGCCGCCAUCAUCAGACGACUCCCUCCACAGUUGCAAUUCAAAUGGUCAGAGCUCGCAUCAUCAACUCUGCGUCGUGGUAGAGAACCAACUUUCUCUGAUCUAACUGAUUUCGUAGACGAGAGGGCCGACUUAGCGAUGGUGCACCAGUCAUUCUCUUCUAGUUCCGUUUCCCCUUACAAUCGUCCCCACGGCGACCGAGCACCGCCUAACCACGAGGCAACUAACUGUAGGUCACGUAAGGCAUGUGGUGUCGCGCGAUAUUUCAUGCGCCACCACCCACUUUUGCAUCGACAAGAAACAGCCGAAGUGAAGUCGGAAGUGGUAGAAUUCCAGUUAGGUGCGUAUGAAGGACAGGAGCAACUAGUAGUAAAAAAGGCCUGGUCCGUCAGACAUCUUCCCCAGCUGAAGCGUUUCCUCUUAGGUAAAGAUGAAGGCAUACGUUGGGAACAUUUAAGUGACGUCGAACUUCCCUUUUUCGACGGAGCGAAAGUAUCACUUCUCAUCGGGAUGAACGUACCUGCCGCUCACUGGGUACUUUAA
Molecule: messenger RNA, 948 nt
Organism: Dibothriocephalus latus
Lineage: Eukaryota; Metazoa; Platyhelminthes; Cestoda; Diphyllobothriidea; Diphyllobothriidae
Source: the annotation of a GenBank genome assembly